Messenger RNA from Hibiscus syriacus, 1688 nucleotides. RefSeq names its product 2-oxoglutarate-Fe(II) type oxidoreductase hxnY-like. Bases 77 to 955 code for a protein of 292 amino acids. NCBI's taxonomy places the organism in Eukaryota, Viridiplantae, Streptophyta, Magnoliopsida, Malvales, Malvaceae. The record is from RefSeq and is a predicted model, not a curated record. The transcript has 10 exons.
AAAUAUCAUCUCCCCUCAUCUUUUAUAAACUUAUUUGGAGUAGCGUAAGCGGCAGCAGCUACCGCACAAAACAAAGAUGUCGGACGCUCUACAACUUCCGGUCGUUGACUUGUCCUCACCAGACCGAUUCUCCACCGCCAAUUCUAUCCGUCAGGCAUGCAUUGACCAUGGUUUCUUUUACCUUGUAAAUCAUGGGUGUGAUGAAGAAUUGGUUAACAAAGUUUUUGAGCAGAGUAGCAAGUUCUUUUCAUUCCCAGUUGAAGAGAAGAUUAAGUUUGCUAAAAAGAAUCACAGAGGUUAUACAGCACUUUAUGCUGAAAAGCUUGAUUCUUCUCUAAAUACCAAAGGUGACUCUAAAGAAAGUUUCUAUGUUGGUCCACCAGCUGAUGGCUUCAAUCAGUGGCCUUCAGAAGAAGAUCUUCCAUUUUGGAGAAGUACAAUAGAGACUUAUUAUAAAAAAAUGCUGUCUGUUGGGGCUAAAUUACUCUCCUUAAUUGCUCUGUCCCUGGAAUUAGAUGAAGAUUUCUUUAGAAAAGUGGGAGCUCUUAAUGAACCAUUUGCAUCUCUUCGUUUAUUACAUUACCCAGGGGACUUGGAGUCUUCUAGUGAAGGCAUAUAUGGUGCUUCGGCUCAUUCAGAUUAUGGAAUGAUCACUCUUCUGGUGACCGACAGUGUUCCGGGACUUCAGAUUUGCAGGGACAAAUCAAAGCAACCGCAGGUUUGGGAGGAUGUUCCAAGCAUGAAGGGGGCGUUCAUCGUUAACAUCGGGGACACAAUGGAGAGGUGGACCAAUUGUUUGUUUAGGUCAACCCUGCACAGAGUUCUGCAACCUAGACAAGAACGCUACUCUGUGGCAUUCUUCACGAAUCCCAGUAAGGAUUGUAUUGUGGAAUGUAUGGAAAGUUGUUGCAGCGAGUCUUGCCCGCCAAGAUAUCGAUUCAGCUGGUACUUUUGAUGUUUAUGAUUCAAUUAUAGUUAAAGAAAACUAUCAAAUAGAACACUGAUGUGUUCUGCUCAAAUAGUAUUGAUGAGCACAUUAUAAUUGAAAUCUAAGAAGUGGCCGUUGUUUGUUAAAAUACAAAUGAAAGACAAAUAGGAUCUACCUUCCUUGCCCGUUUAUUUUUCAUACUAUGAUGCUUAGACUCGGAUGAGUGUCAGAUACAUGCAUGCUUAACUUUUUCUAUAUUUUUUUGAUGUACUUGGAUGGUUAUAUACCCCUACCAACUAUGCGUCGAAAAUGGAUACGUGAAGAAAAGUAAGAAAUGGAAGCAUCAUGCAUUUCAUACAUGUUUAUCAUAAAAAAGAUAGGUAGUACGUUUUCAUUCUUACAUGCAGAUUCCCACCUAUAAAAUCCUUAGAAUACUUGGAAGAGCGCCUCAGACUUGCAUAUGGGUUGUAGCUAAAGAAAUUGCAAACAUUGAACUUGAUGCGUUCACAGUGUGCAGGUUUCUUACUGUACUGUACUGUACUGUACUGUAAUAAACAAACACAAAUCAUUGAACCAAAAUCAUCAACCUUGUACCAAAACUUCUAUCUUGGUGCCUUGGCAAGAAAGCCGAGUGUAACGACAUGCGUAUCUCUCUGUACUUCAAACACAAAUUAUUGGUAUGUGAAUCUAGAUGUUUUGCUGCUACUCAGAUCUGUUUUACUUUCUCUCAUAAGCAGUCUAAUUUCAAGAACUUCAAAAA